AUGGCUCAACCAGGAGGACACUGGCACCCCAAUCCACAACUCAUGCAGCAACAACCCAUCCCACAGGGUUGGCAAGGCACCUGGCCCCCACCAGCUGGCGUCGCUCUUCCUCCAAACUUUCCUGGUCCGCCACCCAUGCCGCCUGGCGCCAACACUCACCCACAUUGGAAAGCUGGCUUUUGGCAGUAUAACCCUGCCUACAACAUGAAUGGUGCAGGUCCCGGUGUUCACUGGGCACCCGGCAUGGGGUGGGCUCAAAAUGUCCCUGCUAACUUUAAUCCUUACAAGCGCGUCCCCCGUCCUGCAAGCCCGAGCUAUUGGAGGACACAGCUCUCCGAAAAUGGUCUUGGUUUGGAGAAUAUGGUCCCUGCAAGAACAGAUCGUGAUCGAGAAUCUACAAGGGAUGUACAAGGCGAUACCGCACCACAAACUCCGUGGAUAUGGAAUCCUCCGAGUCUGUUGUCGACCGAGGGAACAGACCGGGCUACCCCGACGAGAGACUUCAACAAUCGUCGCAGCUCGCAAGAUAGUAUUCGGAGUAAUUUGACCCCGACCAGUUAUGGGCCAUCACAAAGAGGUUCGCAGGACAGCCAUAACACUACAAGCACAAGCACACCUAUGCGAGACUAUUUUUACAGUCAUCCGUCUUCGAGACAUGGUUCCGUAGACAGCCUCGGGUCCCGCUCACAGGGGGGCUUGAGCCAACAUUCCAUCUCUUCAGCAACCCCGCCACCACCAUCGUCCCACGGUCGUAUAAAUUCGAUUUAUUCAAGUCGGUCAUCAUCGACCGGACCACAAUACGUACCCCCUUUUCCAGCACCGCCAUCUUCAUCUUCGUCUACAACAGCAGCCAUGUCGUCAUCAGCAACCCGCGUACAACAGCCUCUUCAGGCACCCGUGUUCACGAGAGAGCCAGAGUCAUUUAUGACUAGGUCAGACUUUCAAACGACAUCUUCAUCCAAUGCUGUGCGGACCCCUACACGCUAUCCAGCACGUAGACAUACCGAUGAGACUCUCGACCAUCUAUCACGCUCCUUUUCAGCUCCUCAAGCGAGUGCGAGCACUGCUUCCCGUGGCCUUUCAGUUCCGGAACCCCUUUCGCGGCAUCAUUCACUCCCAACCACGACAUCACCGUCCUCUAUGGGUUCGCUGUCCACGUUUACGGAGGAUAUGAGUAGUGUACUGAGCCCCCUCAUUAACUCUGUACAAAGAUCUGUUGCUCCUCAUUCAUUGUCACGGAGUAGGACAGAGCCUGUAAUUCCUCAGGCCCAUUUAUCGACCAUUCCAGAGUCCAUGCCGUCGUCUAGCCAUGAGAGCUCAGAAGACUACUUUCAUCCUCUAUCUGCACCUCCAGAUUCAGACGAGGAAUCGCCAGAAUCCUCACCUUUGCGUAAUCGUGUCCGUACGCGAGAGAUUGAACGUGAACGGGAGAGAGACCGCGAGCGACGCAGAGAAAGAAGCCGAUCGUACGAAAGAGCGAAUCAUCUGACGCCAUACAACAAUAGUUCGCGGUCCUCGAAUCCUCUCCCCCCACCGCCGAUGGAGCGCCCUAACCCAGUUGCGUCUGCACCGCCUCCUCAGUCCCCAGAGCCUGCGCACUAUACGCGACGCACACGCAAGGGGUUCUGGAACCGACGUGGGGACUACCUCACGGCGAAUUCGUAUGUCGUGUAUGCACCAGUGAACAGGGCGUAUCCUCCGGAGUUGCAGCAUUAUCCCAGCGAGACGGAAGGAUAUAGAGAUCAGUAUGGUGUCUUUGUGCCGUAUUUGGCGGAGAGGCCAGAGUUACCUGCGAGUUUACCAUAUCAUGGACGGCCUCCAGCGCAGCCGUAUGAUAGCUUUGUUGUCUACAGUUAUCAUUGA
Messenger RNA from Suillus fuscotomentosus, 1863 nucleotides. RefSeq lists its product as uncharacterized. The transcript is spliced from 3 exons. The record is from RefSeq and is a predicted model, not a curated record. NCBI's taxonomy places the organism in Eukaryota, Fungi, Basidiomycota, Agaricomycetes, Boletales, Suillaceae. The coding region runs from base 1 to 1863 and encodes 620 amino acids.